Molecule: messenger RNA, 4051 nt
Organism: Alosa alosa (allis shad)
Lineage: Eukaryota; Metazoa; Chordata; Actinopteri; Clupeiformes; Clupeidae
Product: cell wall protein DAN4-like
Exons: 5
Coding region: 402-1511 (369 amino acids)
Source: RefSeq, a predicted model, not a curated record
ACGGAGGUGACAGCAGUCGGUAGUCGAGGUAUGGUAAUGGCAAGUUGCUUCCGUCGUCUCCCGCAAGUGGGUAGUAUACGAAUAGUUAUUUUGUAAAACAUUCUAUAUCUAACAAAACCGCGAGAGCAACAACCAAUCACAGGCUGUUGUCAUCAUACAGGGUACAGUUGCAGGCACCGGGUGAAACACGUGGCAUUUUGUAUUCUCUGGAAAACCGACGAGGUUUAGUUAGUCUUAACAACAGAACAUUGUCGAACUAACUCUCGCCCCCUCUUGGGACACUUAACCCGUUUAUUUAUAGUGCUAACGGCCGUCUACCAACACCAUCAACAUCAACUCUCUGGGAACCAAGGAGGACUUUAAAAAGACCAGCAUAUUCCAUUGCCCAGUUCUUUCUUAAAAUGAAGUCAGCGGCGACAUUUGCGCUUUGCGCACUAAUGGUCCUUGGCUACUGUUCGCGCUCAAGAGGUGACCACUCCAUCACUGUUGCUCCUGCCUCCGCACCCCACGGUCCCCCCGGCACCUUCACCACCACCGCCCGGUCCUCCACCCCCCACAGAGGAGAUGGAAAAACCGCCUCGGAAUCCACCGCUGUUGUUGCCCAAAAGCCCUCGCCGACCCCCAGCAGCUCCCUGGCUCCUGUCCUCCACUCCACACUAGCCAAUGCCAGCGACACAAAUGAGAGUGUGCCCAGUGCCAGUGCUGAUGCCAACGGGAAGGACACCGAUGCCGCCCACUCAACGGCCCCCCCUCCACUGUCCACCAACCAGACUGGCACCCAGGCACCUGCUCUCACUGUGACAGAUGGCACAGCUGUCCCCACAGCCGCUGUCGGGGCCAACGGGACGCACCAAACAGGAAGUGCCACCACCGCCUCUCCCACUGCUGCUUCCACCGCUCCGGGAAUUCAAACUGAGGUGUCUGAGGACAAUGGUACCCUCUCCACCUCUCCACCCACUACGGCUGCCCCCGCCUCCGCAGUCCCACCUGCCGUCACCCAGCCCAUCGACUCCAAGACUCAGUCAACCUCCCCAACAACAACAACAACAACAACAACAACAUCAACCAUGACAACCCCACUCACAACUGCUGCUCCUGAGAUCGUCCCCCAGAGCGCCAGCCCAGUCCCUGGACAUAAGAAGCCCACGGGUAGCAGCAGCACCAUCACCACCACCACCAUUACCAAUAUUAAGGUUUCUACUGCCACGACCAGCGGCAGCGUAGCUAAAUCAACCACCACAACCAGCCCAACUGCUGCACUCGGACACCCCACCAAGGCAGCAGCCCUCUCAGAGCUCAACGUAGGCGAUGAUGAGGGCAGCUCUAAAGGCGUACCGGAUCCGUUGCUGGCUGGCCUGGUGUCUGUUUUCGUUGUCGCUGCAGCCAUCGUCUCCCUCCUGGUGUUCCUGAAGUUCCGUAAUCGGAAUGAACGCCCAGAGUUCCGCAGGCUCCAGGAUCUUCCCAUGGAUGACAUGAUGGAGGACACCCCUCUCUCCAUGUACAGCUACUGACAGAGCCCCAACUCUCACCUUUAGUCAAGACUGAUACGCAGGCUCCUGCCGAGCCGUUCCCUUUUCCCCCAGCAUUCCCUGCUUUAGAAAACAAAAAUACCCCCUGCUUUAGAAAACAAAAAUACCCCCCCCCCCAGCCCGCGCCAAAAGAAAUCUGCUUUUAGAUGCGUGUCUAUGUUCAGCUAGCAGGGGCACUAGUGAGCUGCACAGCAAGGCGGCUCCUCUGGCCCGUUCCCAGGCCCUCCUGAAGAAGAGAGCUGGCUGCACACACACACGCCACGAGCUUGGACAGGGAUGGGCUUGAAACAUGGCCACAGACUUUGUGCAGCCGCAUCCCGACCUUUAAAUCAGUGUUCUAGCGCCCCCUGCAGUUGGGAGGCUGGCUGCCACUCUCCACCCCCCACCCCCAACAUCACCCCAAGUCCCUUCUCGAGUCCCUAGCUGCCUUUUCUCUCUAUAAUUGACUGCCACUGGAGCAGUGACUUGCUGGCCUAAGGGACUUUUCCUUCUGGAAGUUAUGUUCUUACAGAUUAUUGUAAUGCUGAAGAUGAAGAGAACUAAUGUCUGUUACACCAAAACUCGUCACCACAGGACGAUGUUUCAGUGGAAUAUGAAGAGACCAAAGUCUAUUUGUGUGCAGAAUAGCAAAUGAUGGCUGGCUCCAAUUCUGUCCAGCUACCUAUCGUGUUGCCAAACAGUACGUGUUUAAACUACACAACCCACAAUCCAGUAGUGACAAGAACACGGCAGCGAAUCAAGUAUAAUUCUGGGUUGUUUUGAGCCAUGUUGGUUAUCAGUAGAAAGAGAGUACAACCAGUAGAGAUGCAAAUCGGGGAAAUGGCACAACCUCUUGAAUCGAGAAAAAAAAAGAAUGUCAGAAAAAUGCCCAGAAGUCAUUAGUGAAACAAACCAAAGGAACUUUGUGCCUUUCACAUUGGUUCUUUGAAACUGAUAGAGUGGACCUGCCACAGGUAAAUGACAAAAUGGGAACCUUUUUGGGGGAAGUAAUGCAGCUGAAAAUGGAAGCAUGUAUGACACACGCUCUUUGCAUUGUGACCUCUGGCAUAGUAGUUUUAGUAGAUUGCACAAUGGUCAUAUGCCAAAUACCUAAAUAAAUGGCUUUGUCUUUGACAAAGAUGUUUUAUUUUCCCAGGGAAGCAUGACAUUGACCGUCUAAGUCUGGUGGUAGGUUUCACUCAAGGGUGGUCAGCUUAGAGCCUCUAAGGUGCGUUACAAGGGUAGCUGGGUACUUUGUGGUUGUAAUGUCAUGACUGUGCUCCAUGGCAGGUUGUGACACUUGGAAAGACACUGGGUUGUGUGUGUGAAAACUGUUUUAAGAAGUUUCUUUUUUUGGUUCACCUAUUUGACAGGUUAGUGUUUUCUUUGUGUGUGUGUGUGUGUGUGCGUGGGUGUUGUCGUUUUACUUUUUACUAGAGCAUUCAGUGCAUAUUUUAAACUUUUUUUUUUUAUUAUUUCCUAACAUUUGUAGAGGCUAAACCUAUCUCACUUUGAGAGGCUUGAAAGCUUAACAGAUCUUUUGUCAUUCUUCAGAGAAGUACCAAGAUAAUUUAUUCACCUCCUUUGCCUUUGGAAGGUUGACGUCUCUUCCAGCACAUCAGCUCCAACGGAUCUGGGGUGUGUUGUUACAUGCCCUCCGAUGCUGCCAGAGGAAUCCACAGUAUUAGGCAUUACUUCUGCUGUCUGUCAGUUGGUCAGAGAGAGAGAGAGAGAGAGAGAGAGAGAGAGAAUGUGUAGCCACAGACUAGCAAUCACCAAAUUCCUGCUGUACAUUCUGUCCCCUCAUGAGAAGGUGCACACUUCCCGGGCCUGGAGAGUCAUUUGGUAUGACUUGGGCUGGUGGUCAGAAAGAAUUGAUCCAUGAAUGGAGAUACUGUCUCACCAGAGAAAGUACUCUUGAGAAAGGUGUGGCUCGAGCAAUGAGGCCAUUUCAUAUAACAUUAAACUAAUGCUGUAAAACAGGUUAACCUGAUACAAUGUACAGUGGGUGUCUGUCUGUAGAUGAAGUAGUGCUGAUGGUCUCAUCAACUAAGUCGGAUCUGUCUAACUCCUAGCCUUUGUCGGUGCACAACAGGACAGCUCCCACACCUGAUGCUGCCCUUAUCAGCGUUUUACUUUAAGUACAGUUUUUCUCCUGGCUCUUUGGACUUGACUGUAAGUUCAACACUUAACAUGUUUUUUUUUUCUUUCUGUUUGGUUGUUAUCAGGUCCAAGAAUGCAAAUGCAAAAAAACAAAACAAAGAUAUUUAAAUAGCAAAUCUCUUGAGCACUGCCUCUCUGUGCUCACUGAUAGUGAAAUAAUUACUAGUAAAUAAUUUAGGAGGCUGAAUAUGAUUGACAUCGAUGUUGGUAAUUGUAUUUAUACAUUUGUUGAGCAAGUUGUGUUAUCUUUGUAUAUUGCAGCUCCAGAAAAAAAAAAAGUGCCAAAUUGUGUUCUGUAUUUUAAGUUUUUGCUGUAGAAUACAGGAUUGUCUUUGUUAUGUGACUUUUUUUUUUUUUAUUAAAAAGACAACAAAAAACAA